Molecule: messenger RNA, 4220 nt
Organism: Amphiprion ocellaris (clown anemonefish)
Lineage: Eukaryota; Metazoa; Chordata; Actinopteri; Pomacentridae
Gene: slc1a5
Product: solute carrier family 1 member 5
Exons: 8
Coding region: 134-1735 (533 amino acids)
Biological process (GO): L-aspartate import across plasma membrane
Cellular component (GO): plasma membrane
Molecular function (GO): neutral L-amino acid transmembrane transporter activity; L-aspartate transmembrane transporter activity; symporter activity
Source: RefSeq, a predicted model, not a curated record
GCAGGAGAACAUCGUGCUAUAGUGCUGAGAAAGAAGCCGGUAGUUCCUCCUUAAACUAGAAGCUAUUCCCGCCAAGGUAACAUCAGGUUUUGUGCCCUUUGAAUAAGUUUUAGGGUAACUUUAAACGCGCACAAUGGCAGAGAAGAUAGACAUGGAGGGAGGAAAAGCAUCCAACGGUGAGGCGCACCUCGACGAGCCGCUGGCCAACGGACUCAACAGCCACAAGAGCAGUCCGGAGCCGCUGUCCCAGCGGGUGCUGCGGCUGGUGAGGGCCAACCUGCUGGUGAUUCUCACCGUGGCCGGGGUCAUCGUCGGGGUUUUUAUCGGACUUGGCGUGCGCAACGCGACCCUGACGAGGACCCAGAUCAUUUACAUCGGCUUCCCAGGUGAGCUGCUCAUCCGGCUGCUGAAGAUGAUCAUCAUCCCCCUGGUGGUGUGCAGCCUGGUGUCCGGGGCGGCCAGCAUCGACCCCAAAGCCCUGGGGAAGCUAGGCGGCUGGGCCAUGCUCUUCUUCCUGGUCACCACCUUGAUCGCGUCGUCCAUCGGGGUCGUGAUGGCUUUCAUCGUGACGCCCGGCGCCGUGGCCGUCACCAAGCCAGCGGGCCUGGAUGAAGAAGUGCCUGCUCAUAAAGAAGUUAUAGACUCAUUCUUAGACCUGAUAAGAAACAUCUUUCCCUCCAACCUGGUGUCUGCUGCCUUUCAGUCGUAUGCAACCUCCUACAAGCUGGUUAAGAAGAAUGGCACAGAUGGCAACUUCAAUCUCACAGUGGAGAAGGUGCCCUUUGGAACAGACCAGGAUGGUAUGAAUAUCCUCGGCCUGGUAGUGUUUGCUAUUGUGUUUGGUGUGGCGUUAAGGAAGCUGGGUGAGGAAGGAGAGAUCCUGAUCAAGUUCUUCAACUCCUUCAAUGAAGCCACCAUGGUGCUGGUGUCCUGGAUCAUGUGGUAUGCCCCUCUUGGUAUCAUGUUCCUUGUUGCUGGUAAAAUCGUGGAGAUGGACGAUGUCGGCAAACUGUUUGCCAGUCUGGGAAAAUACAUAGCCUGCUGCAUCAUUGGACAUGCCAUCCAUGGUGCUCUGGUGCUGCCGGCCAUCUACUUCAUCUUUACAAGGAAGAACCCGUACACCUUCCUCUGGGGAAUAUUCACAGCUCUGGCUACAGCCUUUGGAACAAGCUCUAGCUCUGCCACUCUGCCCCUCAUGAUGAAGUGCGUGGAGGAAAAUAACGGCGUAUCCAAGCACAUCAGCCGUUUCAUCCUGCCCAUCGGCGCUACAGUCAACAUGGAUGGAGCCGCUCUCUUCCAGUGUGUUGCUGCAGUUUUCAUCGCUCAGCUGAACAACACUCCCCUGAACUUCAUCCAAGUCAUUACCAUCCUCGUGACAGCUACAGCAUCCAGUGUUGGAGCAGCAGGGAUACCUGCCGGUGGUGUGCUGACACUAGCUAUUAUCCUGGAAGCGAUAGGACUUCCCACCAGCGACAUCUCUCUUAUCCUGGCUGUGGACUGGCUUGUUGACCGCACAUGCACCGUGUUGAACGUGGAGGGUGACGCUUUCGGAGCCGGGCUCUUGCAGCACUAUGUGGACCGCACAUCCAAACAGGUGGACGGAAACGAGCUGAGCGAGGUCAGACUCGGCAAUGAUCCUUCAGCCGCUGCACCCGAGCACUCGCCACUCAUCGACAAACAUGGUGGAAGGGACGGUACGAAGGCAGCGCCCUCUAGUGAAGAGUCUAUUAUGUAAUCUGGUGGCAUUACCAAGAGUUCCCCCCUCUCCUGUUUGACACUCCUGCAAGCUGAAACCAGACGUUCAAACCCUUCUUUGUUUUUUUUUUCUCUGCCCUAAAGAAAAGUGCAAGGAGACGUGCACACUACAAUGCAAUGACAAGCUCUCUGACCUCAACAAUUUUCUAAAGGGACAGCUAAAAAAAAAGUCAUAUGGGGUAUUUAAAGUCCAUGUUGUGCACAGUUUUGUUUUCAUUUUGAAGGAUGGUAUUGUACAUUGGACUGGCUGCUAUGUUCACUCAACUCUAGUGGUGCAUUUGGUUGGUCCUCAUCACCUUUGAAGUCAGAAUUGUAUUUUGUUCUACAUAUCGGAUGUUCUUUAGGCAUGUGACCAAUCUGUACAACCAAAAACUGGACCAAUGACCUUCUGCAAGAUGUGGUGGGGAUGUUGUAAACAAAGGAAAUGUUACAUUGAUUUUCAAUGGAGAAGUGGCAGUUACAUUAAUGCUAAAGCUUUGUUAAAUCUCAUUUAGAUUAUUGAGCUGCCACCAGCAGAACCCCCUCUUGGAAAACAGGAAAAAUUCUGACUUUAGACGUUGAUGAGAACCACCAUAUAGUUUGCUGCAGCCAGUCUGGCAGUUUUCAUAUUCUCCAUCAGAAAUCUGUUACCUUCAAAAUGUUUUCGUCACUGUCACUGUUUAGUUUUUCUUUUGUGUUCAGCUUUAUCAGAUUUCAAACUUUCACAAGGAAAAUGUCUUUUAUGAAAAUACGUGCUUUAGAUAUGAAUAUGUGUAUUUUAGUUUACAUGAUUAUAGCCACUUUCAUGCAGGUUACUACAUGUCUUGUAUUUGAUUUGUCAAAUAUGAGACACACAUAACAGUAUAGUUUACCUAUAUUCCAUAAUCUCUGCAUAGAAAAUUGCUGUGACCAUAUACACCAAAAUGCACAUGUAUCAGUUUUUAUUGUUUUAAAAUGGCGUUGAAGGCUUUUGCUGGUCUUUAAUUUUGGUUGUGGUUACUCCAUGGGAAUGAUUCUCUAAUGCACAAUGCCUUUUUUCAUAGUGAGAAAAAACAAUAGAGUUACUCUCCAUAUUUAUUCAUAUUUCAAAGUACUCCAAAUGAAACAUAAUCUUCAAUAACGUCCAAAGAGUGAAUGAUGGAGCUCUAUCUCAAGGAUUUUGACGACAUGCAUGGGCGCACACACAAACACACUGACUUCUGCCUCAGAUGGACGCAGUCUGGCGUUAUAACCUCAGGUUUGACUUUUUGCUUGAAGACUGUUGUUUAAACUGCUCCUUAAAUACCCUGAGACCAAAAAAAAUCACACAGACUCGACAAAAAAGGAGAUGAAGCUCCUGAUGUACUUUCUGGGAAGUGUGCUUUUUAUAUUAUUAAUAUUAUAGCCCUCAUUGUCCAUGUACAAAAGGGUGAUAAAGCACAGCGUGUGGUAAGGACUGUUUGGCUGAUGUUAAAAAUGUUAAAUGUAUGGUGUGACUAUAUGUCGUGUGAAGUAACUAAUUUCCUUCCACUACAGUUAUGUCUGUCUGAAAUCUGAACACCUAAAGAACUCAAGUGAAAAGGUAAGAACAGCUCAGUUUAUUUUUGUUUUGGUGAAAAUGGCCAUAAACCUGAAAUUCUUACGUGUCCACUAGGCCUCCUUGUAUAUAUUGAUAAUUAUUUGUUGUAAUUGAUAUUUAUUUCUCUAAUCAAAAUCCAAAGACAUUUUUAGCCAUUUUUUUUGACAUGCUAGUAACUCCAAAUUGGCUUCUUUUUUUUUUUUCCAGUUUCAAUUCUUCUUGUAACAGCUAGUUGGUGGUAAAUUUGUUUUUUACUGUUCAUGUCCUCUCAGCCUUGUUUUCAACUCGUGGGUUACUGUCUAAACUAUAUUUGUACACAUUGCUUCCAUUUGAUGCAUAUUUUUUUGUGGCCAAGACUUGAGAUUUUGGAGACGUGUGUGCUGAAGCAGGAAUGAUAUGACUUGUUUUGGUUUUUACUUUAAAAUGAUACUGUUUUCACAUGCAACAAUGUAGAGUUGCACUACUGAAUGUUAUGCUUCCAUCCAUAUCAUCAAAAACUGUUUAAAGUAGGAAUGAAUGGGGCAUAGACUACUAUUAUAUAUGCAAUUUUUGACGAAUAUCCGUUUUCUUUGCUAGCUUUAGCUCUACAGUAUUUGGCAUGUGGGCAUUUAUGAAUUCAUUGCAGGCCCGAGGUCUCAUUUCUGUCAAGUCUUACGUAUUUUACAGAAGUGCUUCAACAAGCAUUGCCUCUCAACAGCUGAUGCGCUUUGCUUCCUUUCUGUCUUUUGGUGCAAGGUUUUAUACAGAUGUUAUCAUUCCUCUCUGAGAUCUUACACUAUACGACUGGUACAAUCAUAGCAUUUGUUUGCACAUGGUAGAUAUAGUAAUUGUAUUGCAGUGGGGCUAUGUUUGAAAACUCUGAAUUUCCGGUUACCAUCUGAAUGUACUGUCGUUAGGUUAAAGCAAUAAAGGCCUUUCUUUUUUUUUA